This is a messenger RNA of Corylus avellana, 2656 nucleotides long. Its product is annotated as electron carrier/ protein disulfide oxidoreductase. The record is from RefSeq and is a predicted model, not a curated record. Gene Ontology annotation, biological process: intracellular signal transduction. NCBI's taxonomy places the organism in Eukaryota, Viridiplantae, Streptophyta, Magnoliopsida, Fagales, Betulaceae.
CUCAUUUUCAGCCCACGGACUUCCCGCUUCUCGCGUGUCAAUCUCCCCCCAACGAAACAAAAAGGAAGAAAGAACUUGUAACUUUCAAAAUAUAUUUUUCCCAAUCUUGUAAUUCCUUCAGAUCUUCUUCUCCAUUCUUUUCUUCAACCAGCGCCUCUGCCCUGGCUUUCAGAUCUCUUCUUUUAGCAGACUGCAUUACCUCCUUAAAUUCUCACAACCUACAACCUUGUUUUGAUGAGCUAGAUCCCAAACUUGACUUGCUGGCAUUAUGGAAAAGGAAAACUCAACUGAGAAAAGUAGAGCAAAUUCUCAAACUGCUGAAGAGAGAGAACUUGUUGCUCAGAAGGAAGAUCAAGGGGAACCAUUAAAGGAAAUGAAAUCUCUAAAUGUCAGUGAGGAUGGUCCUAAGUUAAACAAUGAUAGUCAGCAAGAAAAGAUGGACGAGGGUAAGGUUUUGCAGUCCAAAUCUCAAGAACAAAAGUUGGAAAAUGAUAUUUGCCAAGCUGACUUUGGUGGCAAGAUGAAUGAAAGCACGGAUUUAGGUGACAAGAUGGAUCAGAAUAGGGAUUUGGAUUCUAAAGCUCAAGAGGCUACAGAUCAAACAACGGAGGAGGAUUUUAGUGAGGAGAAGGAACAGGAGCCUGUCUUUGAUGGAACUGAGGUUCCUGAGAUGGAAGCUAGCCGGAGCACAUCUACUCGUUCAAUGGAUCUUGAUCCAGAGACACAGGGUGUAGUCGAGAAAGCAGUGGCACUUAAAAACUUUGUUAAGGAGAAGAGUGCAGUUGCAGUGUCCAGUGUUCUGCGUCGCCUUUCUGGAAAAAAAGAUGAAGAGGGCCCUGAUGUUCCUGAUGAAGAAAAUAAGGAUGUACUUGAUUCCACUGAAAACAGUGAUGGAAAAGAAGUCCCUGAGAAAACAAUGGAGAGAUCUGCAUGGAAUCCUUUAAGCUAUAUUGUGCAUGACGCUGAUGCAGACAACAAAGCUGGGCAGAGGGUGGAAGUCAUCGAAGGAUCAGCACAACCUAUAGCCAUGAAAGGAAGAAUUAUAUUGUACACAAGGUUAGGAUGCCCAGAUUGCAAAGAGGCUAGGUUAUUCUUGUACUGGAAAAGGCUCAGGUAUGUUGAAAUUAACAUUGAUAUUUAUCCCAGUAGAAAGCUGGAGCUAGAGAAGAUUUCUGGGUCUUCUGCUGUUCCGAAGGUGUUCUUCAAUGAAAUCCUUAUCGGUGGCUUGAGUGAACUAAAGUCCUUGAAUGAAUCUGGAAAGAUUGAUGACAAGAUUGAUUAUCUGAUUAAUGAAGCACCAUCAUUUGAAGCUCCUUUACCGCCUCUUUCUGGUGAAGAUGACCUCUCCAGUAGUGGGGCUAUUGAUGAACUAGCUUUAAUUGUUCGAAAAAUGAAAGAAUCUGUUAUUGUUAAGGACCGAUUUUAUAAAAUGCGAAGGUUCACCAGCUGUUUCCUAGGUUCAGAAGCUGUGGAUUUCUUAUCAGAAGAUCAAUAUUUGGAAAGGGAAGAGGCUAUCGAAUUUGGACGAAAGCUUGCUAGCAAUCUCUUUUUUCAACACAUUCUUGACGAAAAUCUGUUUGAGGAUGGUAACCAUUUGUAUCGCUUCUUGGAUGAUGAUCCUACUGUGUUAUCUCAAUGUCACAACAUCCCAAGGGGUAUAAUUGAUGUGAAGCCAAAGCCUAUUGUAGAAAUUGCAUCAAGGCUGAGAUUUUUGUUUUAUGGAAUUCUUGAAGCCUACACAUCAAAAGAUGGAAAGCAUGUGGAUUACAGAAGUAUUCACGGAAGUGAGGAAUUUGCAAGGUAUUUGAGAAUAGUUGAGGAGCUCCAAAGAGUGGAAAUCCAGGAUAUGGCAAGGGAGGAGAAACUUGCUUUCUUUAUAAAUCUCUAUAAUAUGAUGGCCAUCCACGCAAUAUUGGAGUUGGGUUAUCCAGCUGGGCCGCUAGAACGCAGGAAGUUGUUCGGAGACUUCAAGUAUGUUGUUGGUGGUUCCACCUACUCACUUUCAGCUAUUCAAAAUGGCAUUUUAAGGGGCAACCAGCGACCACCAUUCAAUCUCAUGAAGCCAUUUGGUGCAAAAGAUAAACGUUCCAAGGUGGCUCUCCCUUACUCAGAGCCUCUUAUUCACUUUGCUCUGGUUUGUGGUACCCGAUCUGGGCCUGCCCUAGGAUGCUAUUCUCCAGGGAACAUUGAUAAAGAGUUGAUGGAGGCAGCCCGUAAUUUUUUAAGAAAUGGAGGAAUUGUUAUUGAUUUGAAUGCCAAGGUUGCAUCGGCUAGUAAGAUCCUUAAAUGGUAUAGUGCAGACUUUGGCAAGAAUGAGGUUGAGGUACUGAAGCAUGCGUCAAACUACUUGGAGCCAGCUGACUCAGAAGCGUUACUAGAUUUGUUUGCCAACUCUCAGCUGAAGGUGAUAUAUCAGCCUUACGACUGGAGUUUGAACUGCUAGUGUCAGUUUUAGUAUUAUUACACACCAUAUACCAACUUCAAAUAGCUUCAUGGCUUUAGAAAAAAUAGCGUGAGGGGAGUUUUGAGAAUUUGUUGCUGUUGUUGUUCCAUUACUCUUAUUAUCUUCCACCAAUGGCAUUGGAACAAUAUGGUUGCACUUGCUUGAUGGCUAGGUAAUAAGCCCAAGGAAAGUUCCAUAUUACACCCUUUGAUA